Messenger RNA from Eriocheir sinensis (Chinese mitten crab), 1539 nucleotides. Its product is annotated as glutamate receptor ionotropic, kainate glr-3-like. Gene Ontology annotation, molecular function: glutamate-gated receptor activity. Gene Ontology annotation, cellular component: membrane. The coding region runs from base 70 to 1329 and encodes 419 amino acids. The transcript is spliced from 10 exons. NCBI's taxonomy places the organism in Eukaryota, Metazoa, Arthropoda, Malacostraca, Decapoda, Varunidae. The record is from RefSeq and is a predicted model, not a curated record.
ACAGAUAAAUAAGAGAAAACAACUCACAACGAUCAAGAGCAAGACAAAGGACUCAGAUCUAGGCCGGUCAUGACGGCGGCAAGAAGACCAUUUCUCAAGAUAGCCUGCGAGGAGUGGGUGCCAUGGACCAAGCUGGUGCGGGCACAGGACGGGACACUCAGCAUCGAGGGGCCCAUGAGGAACCUCCUGGACGUAUUCUCCAUAUCGCUGCGAUUCGACUACGAGCUCACGCAGUCCCCAGAGAAGGUGUGGGGCGGCCCGGACGAAAAAGGCAACUGGAACGGCAUGCUGGGAAUGCUGCAGCGGGAGGAGGUGGAGUUCGCGGUGGGCCCCUUCACGGUCACGCCGCAACGCGAGACCGUGAGUGACCUGUCAUACCCGCUGUCCGGCGCCGCCAAGGCCAUCCUGAUGACGCGCCCGAAGUUGGACACCGACAUGGCUGGCUUUGUCAAGGUCUUCCGUUUCGAGAUCUGGCUCCUGUUACUGAUGUCCAUCAUAGUGAUGAUCAUCGUCACAACACUGGUGGUGCGCGCCGAGAACAGUCUGCUUGGCGGCAAAAUGAGGAACGUGGGCGCCAGAGUUUCUAUGUGGGCUCUGAAGACACUCACGCAGGAGGGCUCCGAGUGGCUGCCGAAGCAUACCUCCGGUCGUGUGCUGGUCACCACAUGGAUGCUGGCGUCCCUGGUGUUCAUGUCCUCCUUCAGCGGCAUCCUGACCGCCAUGCUCACCCUGCCCCGCGUCAACAUUCCUAUUGACUCAAUCUACGACUUGGUAGCCCAGGACAAGAUUCCCUGGAGGCUGGAGGCGGGCUCCUCCAUGUUCCAGUACUUCAAGGAGGCUACGGACGGCGUGCGUCGGAAGGUCUUCUUGGGGAGGUCGGGAACCUUCCAGGACUGCUGGGCGGCGAGGCAAGAAAUAGCCAACGGGGAAUUCGCGGCAAUCUGCGACAUCAUCACCAUGAAGAAGGCCAUGGCGUGGGACUACAGUACCACCGGGGACUGCCACCUGUACAUCGCUAGGGAGAUGGUCUACUCCAGCGCCUGGGUGGCCGUCGCCUUCAAGAGGAAUUCGUCUUACUUCGAACGAGCCAAUGACGUCAUCCGCGCGUUGAUAGAGGCGGGCCUGGUGGACCAGUGGCUGCGGGAGGUCAUCGCCGUCACCCCGCAGUGCCUCCAGCCUCCCACGGCGGACCACACCGGUGGUGUCUCCCCGAUCGACCUCAAGUCCUUCACCGGCCCCUUGCUGGUGCUGGUGGCAGGUGAGGUGCUCGCCGCGUUUGUCUUCGGCGUGGAGGUGUUGACGAGGGCGCGCUGUGCUCCCAGACCUUAACACCGUUGACCUGGCUGUACCUUGCGUGGGUUUGCUGCCCGUGGCCACGCUGCCGGCAAGACAAGUCCCGCAGCGCCCACCACUCGCCUCAGAUUGCUCAUUGCCUUCUGUCAACUCAAUAACCUUCGUCACUCAUUAACGAAGAACAUUAACUGUGCAUUAGAAACCUUAUUUUUUCUCUCAUUCGUUACCAUUAAAGAUGAAAUAUGA